UAAUGUAGAUGUCAGAGAACACAAACGCGGUAACUACAUUUUUGAAGGAUAAACUUUCAUGCGAAAUUUUCUGACCCAAUACAGAAGAAAACGGUAUUCACCGCCAAAAUGUCAGCGGUUGGGAUAGCAGCAGUUUUUACUUUGGCCAGUCUUCUGUCAGUAAUGGCUGAAAAUUUCAAAUCCCGGAAUGAGACGUACGAAAUGUUUCCUAAAAUGGAAUCCCAGCCUGCAACUGUGGUUGGACGGAUCGUCUCUCUGCCAGGCAAAACUUACAGGCAAGCAUUUAAGGCUUCCAUAAAACUCGGACAGUGCCCACUGGUUAUGGAAAGUGGAUCUAUAAAGACCUGCUCUUAUCAAUUCACCGGGGAAGAAAUUUUCAUUCCUAAAGCCUCGAUGACUGUGGACGUGAGUCGAGUUCAGAGUUCUGAAGACAUUCUACUACAUACUAUGGGAGGCGCAGGAGUGAGCAUUGGCGUCCUUGGAUUGAUUAGCGUCACACCCAAAGUUAAAGUAGCCGUUACUACGAAUACUAAUCGAAAGACGCUUAAUCUCAUCAGCAGCUACGAGAUGACAAAGGGAGUCAUAACUCUGCAGAAUGCCAAACCGAAGACUGUGGUAAGCGACGACAGCGCCCUUUUCCUCAGCGAAAUCGAAAUAGGUGGCAACGAGCUUCUUCUUGUCUCACUCGAGUUCGAAAGUGAGAAGAAGAAAGUAGAAGUGGAAGUAUCGGUCACCUUCAAGAUCCUGUUCAUAACCAUAUCGGCUAAACUGAAGCACGUGCAUCAAAAUUUUAAAUCCAAGGCCAAAGUCAGGGUUCAAUUCAAAUCGUCAUGGCGCAAGGAGUUGGAUGAAACAUUCUCCAGGCUAGAGGAUGCCAUACCAAGAGUUGAGCAGAUCGAAGCUAUGUAUAUGAAAGGACCUGAAGAACUGAGGAAGCUGAGUAAUGAAGAUGAAAACGCUCACAACAUGUACUACUUUUCUUCCUGGAAGCAAAGUCCUUAUGGUUUGAAGUUUAAUCAGGCUUUAGUUAACCACGACUUGGAUUUUUUAACAGAACAAAACACAGAAAUGAAAUCUGUCAUUAAUCGCAUCAACAAUAUCAGAAAUCAGUUGUGGGAUUCCGAAACGCGGAAGAAGAUGGUUCAACUUAAUGAAACUCUUACUGAUAAAACAGAGAAACUGACAACAGGAUUGGAUGAGUACCACAAACUGUCCCUUGAUGAGAGACAGAAGUUGCGAAAUAUCUACGGCAGUAACAACGCACCUUUGUACUACCAGAGAAUGCUAGAAAAGAUCAUUGCUUGAUUUCCUUUUAUUUGCCUGUCUUAUUUAAGCACUACAGACUGUUUGUCGAUGUUUACGAUUUGAGGUUCGUGUAUGCAAGUUCAUGAUGAAUAAAAAACAUUUUGACUCGAUUGGAUAACAGUCAGAAUAAAUUUCGAUAUUACGUAUUUUCAUUUUAAAUUAUGCCUUCUACUGUCUAAACCAGGGAUACUCAGCCUUUUUCUUGCAUCGACCCCUUUUAAAAAAUGGUUUACAGCAUGCAAUAUAAUCAUAAUCAUAGUAAAUAAUAAAUAAUACGAGCGUUUUUCUGUAACGCUUUUUUUAAUUUAA
This is a messenger RNA of Stegodyphus dumicola, 1614 nucleotides long. RefSeq lists its product as uncharacterized. NCBI's taxonomy places the organism in Eukaryota, Metazoa, Arthropoda, Arachnida, Araneae, Eresidae. The record is from RefSeq and is a predicted model, not a curated record.